AUGGCAUCAUGUUCAAUCCCAGCUAAUAAAGCAAAACAUGAAAGCACAACAACUAACCCAAACUGGUUAGAGCUUCCCAAAGAUAUAACUUCAAACAUCCUCCAGAAGCUCUGUCCUGUUGAAAUACUUAUCAGCGCACGAAAUGUGUGUCCUUAUUGGUGGAACAUUUGCAAAGACCCUCUCAUGUGGCGUACCAUUCGCAUGACCGAUAUUCACAUGUUACGUUAUAAUUCUUCUAACUUAUCCAACAUUUGUCGCUAUGCCGUUGACAAAAGUUGCGGUGGUCUUGAACACAUUUAUAUAAAGUUUUUUGGAAAUGAUGAUCUCCUUCAAUAUGUAGCUGAUAGGGCGAGUAAGCUGCGGCGCUUAGGGAUUGAGGAGUGCCAUAGAUUAUUGUCAAAUAAAGGACUGAUUAAAGCUGUGAAGAAAUUUCCACUGUUAGAAGAGCUUCAUAUUUCUAAAUGCCACCUUCUCGAUAAAGUUUCUUUUGAUAUUAUUGGUCAAUGUUGCCCUCUUUUAAAAUCGUUAAGUCUUUUUGGUUAUUUUAAAUGUGAUCGUCAAGCGUUUGAAAUCGCAGAAUGGAUGCCUAGACUGAGACAUCUUAAGAUUUUGAAUAAUAAUAAUCUUACCAAUGAUGGAUUAUUUGCACUUCUUAAUGGAUGCACUCUUCUUGAAUCUCUUGAUCUGCGAGGAUGUUUUUAUCUUGAAUUGACUGAAAGUAUAAAGCAAAGAUGCAACAUGCAAAUCAAUGACUUUUUACUUCCAUUGGAUUCUAUGGACGAGGAUUAUUAUACUUUUUCCGAUCCUGAUCUCUUAUUAACGCGCUUACGUUGGAGGUCGAAUAUUGAGAAUUGA
Vicia faba (fava bean) is the source of this 855-nucleotide messenger RNA. The record is from the annotation of a GenBank genome assembly. NCBI's taxonomy places the organism in Eukaryota, Viridiplantae, Streptophyta, Magnoliopsida, Fabales, Fabaceae.